Messenger RNA from Amphiprion ocellaris (clown anemonefish), 5508 nucleotides. It is a transcript of the gene ptdss1b, whose product is annotated as phosphatidylserine synthase 1b. Gene Ontology annotation, molecular function: L-serine-phosphatidylethanolamine phosphatidyltransferase activity. The transcript is spliced from 13 exons. The coding region runs from base 135 to 1544 and encodes 469 amino acids. Gene Ontology annotation, biological process: phosphatidylserine biosynthetic process. The record is from RefSeq and is a predicted model, not a curated record. Lineage: Eukaryota; Metazoa; Chordata; Actinopteri; Pomacentridae.
UAAGUGGUUCAGUCCAUCUUCGGGGUUCCUGGCUUCGUUGCCGUCUUCUUCAACAUCGUUUUGUCUCAGAACUUUUUAAUUUGAGCUGUUGAAAUUAGUCUGGUAAAAUUCAGAAAAUAGCCAACAACAGCGACAUGGCGGCCACCGCAGGUUCCCGGACACUGCGGAGGGAUGAUGCCAACUACAAGUUACAUUUCCGAAUGAUCAACGAGCAACAAGUGGAAGAUAUCUGCAUAGACUUCUUCUAUAAGCCACACACUAUCACACUGCUGACAGUCACUGUGCUCAGCUUGAUGUACUUUGCGUUUACCAGGGAUGAUGAACACUCAGACAACAACCUCCGUGUUGGUCUAUUGGUGGUUGUGUCCUUCUUCUUGGUCGUCAGUGUCCUGGCUUUUCCUAAUGGACCCUUCACCCGACCGCACCCUGCAAUAUGGAGAAUGGUGUUUGGCCUCAGUGUGCUCUACUUCUUGUUCCUCGUCUUUCUCAUUUUCCUGAACUGGGACCAAGUGAAGACUCUGAUGUACUGGCUCGACCCAAAUCUGCGCUAUGCCAAACGGGAAGCUGAUAUCAUGGAGUAUGCUGUAAACUGUACAGUGAUAACAUGGGAGCGCAUACUGAGCCACUUUGACAUCUUUGCGUUCGGCCACUUUGCCGGGUGGGCUAUGAAGGCUUUGCUGAUCCGCAGCUACGGCUUGUGUUGGACCAUCAGCAUCACCUGGGAACUCACUGAGCUGUUCUUCAUGCACCUUCUGCCAAACUUUGCGGAGUGCUGGUGGGAUCAGGUGAUACUGGACAUAUUGUUGUGCAAUGGAGGAGGAAUCUGGCUGGGUAUGACAGUAUGUCACUUCCUGGAGAUGAGGACCUACCGCUGGGCCAGCAUCAAAGAGAUCCACACCACCACGGGGAAGAUCAAGCGAGCUGUUCUCCAGUUCACCCCUGCCAGCUGGACUUUUGUGCGCUGGUUUGACCCAAAGUCCUCCUUCCAGCGAUUAGCAGGCAUCUAUCUCUUUAUGAUCCUAUGGCAGCUGACAGAGUUGAACACGUUCUUCCUCAAGCACAUCUUCAUCUUCCAAGCCUCUCACCCUCUCAGCUGGUGUCGUAUCCUCCUUGUUGGAGUCAUCACUGCACCCACCGUACGACAAUAUUAUGCAUACCUGACAGACACCCAGUGUAAACGAGUUGGCACACAGUGUUGGGUGUUUGGAGCUAUUGCUUUCCUGGAGGCUCUUGCUUGUGUGAAAUUUGGCCAUGACUUGUUUUCCAAGACACAAAUUCGCUACGUACUCCUGUGGCUGCUCUGUCUGGCACUCAUCACACUUCUGUGUUUAUAUGGGAUGAUGUGGUAUGAGCAAAAUAAAAUGAAGAACUCUUCUUUGCAAAGUGAGGACUGUACUGACAGCAGUGUUGUUGACUCAUGUGGUUUCAUCCCAGAUGGUCUUGCAGCUCCAAGGGAUUCCUUAAGAAGUUUACAACCUACAAAACGGAGGAAAACCUCUGGGAGGAGCAGAUUUGUGAAUGGCCAUGGAGGAAAGAGACAAUAAGCAGCACUAACGCUGAGUAUUCACAUCCUCCAUGUAGGAGAUUCAGCAAGAGGAAUACAGUAUGCAGCUGAAUUUACUGAAUACUUAAAGAUGGAUCAUUGGUUUAAUGAAUCCCAGAAUGCGAAAAGCCAAAGAAAAUAAGCCAAAGUCACAUCUAAAGGGCUUGAUAUAGUAUUCAGAGUUCCACCAGGUGUGGAAGUCAGAUGCAAAACACAACAAUGAGCUAAAAGCUUUAUAGAUCUACAGACUGGGCUCCUGACUCUCCGUAGAAAUGAUUUUUUGUUUUUAAUACGAUACAUUUUUGUAAAUAGACUUAAAUUAAGUAAUAUGCACUGAAUUUUGAAAGAGGAAAGAGCCUUAGUUGCACUGUAAAAAAUAGUAUGUUAGCUUUAGCAUCUCUGUUUUAGUCUAUUUAACAGAAGAGUGAAUGUUGUUAGAAUUCUUUCCACUGAGACAAGCCAUUAUUUGUGGUAUACAAACCAGCCCAAACCCACUGCCCUGAGACCAUACAGCAGAUGCUACAAGCACCUUUUGCACUUAACUUUACUGGCUGUUAUGUUUUUGAAUAGCAGUAUGUAUUGAGUUAUGUUAAAGAACAUCCCCACAGCAUUUUUAAUGUGGGAGUUCGAAACUUAGCAUUUUCUUGGGAAAUCGUUAAGACACGUGGCCACAUGUGACAAAAUCAAAAUUUUGGAUUUCACAUUUGUCAUUUCUUAAUUGAGAGACAAAUAAUCCUCUAAAAACAAAACAAAUCACAAAAAUAUGAGCAUCAGUAAUUUGCAAUGCUAAAUACCAGAUUUAUACUGGAAUUUAUACACAUAUUACUGAAAAUGAAGUUGUUCUGAAUUCAACAUUGCAAAGCAUUUUAUAAAACUCCUUGUAGUUUUUAAAAUAGAGCCAUUUCUGUGGUAUGCUAUAUUUAGGGGUUAGUUACAUGGGGUUAUUCAUUUUAUGAUUUUCCAGAAAAACACUCUGACCCUUCUGAUGGCCACAUGUUCAAGAAAAUGUAUGAAGUUAAUGACCAGAGACUCAUUAACUUAAAUUACUUUUGUGGAAACUGACAUUAACCUUAACCAUGACUACUGCUUGCCCUAACCCAACUUUACUCAUACGUGAAAGUGUGUCUUCACCUAAAAAUGUAAUGAUUUAUGCUUGCUUUUCAUCCCCAUGAGGAAGACACCUCUGGAUAUAGUGACUGUAUUAAUAGAUUUAGAUCCCACCAGCAUGAGCAACACGUGGACCAAACAGAAAGAGAGCAAUGAAGUCCAAAGCCAAAAUAACUGUUCACAACUAUCUGUGGUUUAAAAUUGUGGGACAAGGAUAUUUUUGUUCACAUAUCUGGCUUGGUGCAGUUAGUAGCUGUCAGUCUUCCUGGCAGACACGGGGUAAGAGGUGCAGCAAGGGAAAUAUGACUAAAUUUUCAUAAAGAUUAAUUGUUUAGGUGGUGAUUGAAUUGGUAACAUAAGUUGGCACCACAAACCAUCUAUAGUUGACACUGAAAGCGUAGACACUUUUAUUAAGACUCAAGGUUGUGAGACUAGUGACAGUGCAGAGGAUAGUGGAGAUGAGGAUAUUUGUGGAAGGCUGGUCGUCAUCUAGAUUUUGAAGCAGAUGUGAUCUUCUAAAAAAAACGGACAAAAGGACCAAAUCAUUGAAGCUGAGAAUGCGGAAGAAGAACAGACACCACAAGUGGCUUGUAUGAGUGCCAAUGCUGAAAAUGCACUGAAUGAGGAGAAUCUACUCAAGGAUACAACUGUAAAUGCUGAAAAAGACAUUGAAUGAAAAAAAUGGUACAAAAGAGAGAGAAGGAAAAAUUUGCAUAGAAAUUUGCAUAGAAUGGAGCGAUGGGAACAGUGAUGAAGACUUAGUGGGAACUAUGUUUAUGGUUUGAAGAGUUCUUAGACAGCAAGCUGAUUGUUGAGUUUCACCAGAGAAACCGAUUUGCAUUUACGAGGGGAAGCACAACCACAAUGUUUGUACAAAUGAGAGCUUUCUUGGCAGUGCUGCUGAUAAAUGGCUACAGCACACUACCGUGGCAUUGCAUGAUGAGUGAAGAUGAUGAUGAUGUCUAAAUCAUGUUGUGCCUCAACCACGAUAGAUAACAACAGUUUUCCCCUGGUGACCAACUUGGCAAGAUAAGGUCCCUGGUAAAUAAUAGAGGAUCAGAUUUUGCCAAAGGUUUCCAGACAGAACAGCAUGUCUGCGUAGGUGAGGCAAUGAUUACCUACUAUGGCAAACAUUUCACCAAGCAUUUCAUCAAGGGAAAAUCAAUACGGUUUGGAUACAAGAUACGGUGCCUGGCACAACCCAGGAUACCUUAUCCAUUGCCAACCGUACACUGGGAGGUGUGCCAGAGUGCUGGAUGUCAGGCUUGAUGACUCUAUGGUUAUGGAGCUUUUAGAUUCAUUGCCACAGGAUGUAAGACUUCAGGCCACUUUGGAUGAGUUCUUCGCAUCCCUCCCAUUGUUUCAGGCCCUCGGUGAGAAGGGAAUCUGUACCACAUCACCCUGAGGGCCAACCAUGUGAGGGACUUGAAGACCCAACCAGCCCAGGCAAAGCUGUGUUUACUACUACUCCCCUCCUUCUAGGUAGAUGUCACAAUAGACUAUGAUGCCCAUCAAGAAGGUUGUUCACUAUUUCAAGCACAUUGAGAGAAGAAGGAUGCCGCUCAAAUCCAGAGUUGUUUUUUUUACAACAGAAACAUGGGAGUUGUUGACAGAAAGGAGCAAAGCAUAAGCUACUACUUCAUCAUCGAGAUUCAUUCCAAGAAGAUUUCCAUUUCAAGGAGAUUCCUAUUUCUCAGGUUCAUGCAGAAUCCGUGGCUUCUCUUAACCAAAAGUCCUGCAGGAGCAUAGAGAGGCCAAUAGACCUCUUCGCCUUCACAAGAUGUGAUGAGGGUAUACUGGAUGUCGUACUCCAGAUGACAACCUUUAUGCAAAAUGCGAGGAGGGCAGAAACAAUUUGCUAUGACGAGCAAGGCCACUAUUAAGGUUCAAAGACUGUCGUUGUGGAAGAAGGUAAUAGAUGUUUGUUAAAUGCCAUUUCCUCCCCAUCACAUCCACUGUUUUAAAGCAUUCCAUGAGAAGUGACAGAAAGCAACAUGAAGCCAAUGAAGUGAAUAAUUAAAGCACCUUAUCACAUACCAAUUAGUGCUGGUGUUCAUACUUAGUGAACAAUAUCAUGCAAUGAUGAACAUAAUCUUUUUUGACCACUUAAGAACAACUAAACCUUUAUUAGAGAUGUGCUGUGUUUUACACCAUGAAGAAAAUCAAGAUAGCCUUCAAAUUACAGAUUAGGAGCUGCCACCAACCAAAGAAGCAGUGCUAUGGAGGAUAAAUUGCUACGCAGUUUUGUAGUUAAAAUUUUGAAUUCAAAUUUGCAUGAAUUUCUGUGAGUGAAACACUUCUAAGCUUUGAAAAGUUUUUGCCUGUUGAGUAUUGUAAAAUGCAGUUUAAUAUUAGCUGCCUUUUGUACAGAUUUUAAAAUGUGUAAAUAAUAAUAAUAAACUGAAAUGUUGGUGUUACUAGUAGGCAUUUUAUUCAGUUUGCAUACUGUCAAUACUAGACCAAGACUGUGUGUAUCAAAAUUUUCAAUAUCUGAAAUUCCUAAUGUGUUGUUCUUGCUGUUUUUGUGAAAAAAUAAAAUACAAAAUUCUACCCACUCCAUGUCACUGUCAUAAAAGGAUAAUAAGAAGGACUUAAUUUGACCCAAUUCAAAAAUGUCUGUCGAUUUUUAUUUAGUGCUUUAUGUGUUGUGAAAUGAAUUAUUGAACUCAACUGUGGCCAUUCAAUCUUUAAAGCUUUACGAGAAAAACUAAAACUAUUACUACUACUACUAUGUCAGUCAUUUGAGUGGAUAAUGGUCGCCUGGUAAUUUUGUUGAUUUAAUUUAUUUGUGCUUAUAUUUGCCAAAGCUCACCACAUUUACAAUUGUCUACAAAACAAUAAAGUUGUUGUGUAAGUGA